This is a messenger RNA of Pyrenophora tritici-repentis Pt-1C-BFP, 726 nucleotides long. RefSeq lists its product as uncharacterized. NCBI's taxonomy places the organism in Eukaryota, Fungi, Ascomycota, Dothideomycetes, Pleosporales, Pleosporaceae. The record is from RefSeq and is a predicted model, not a curated record.
AUGAUUAUCACUCCACUCGAAUACUACCAAAAUCACACACUGGAAAGUCUCAUGUUCUACGGCUUUGGCUCCAAUCACGAUAAUAGCGAACACAUCCGCGGCUACCGCUGCCACGCCUUCCGCCCAGCAGAAUUGGAGAAGUUCACAACCCUGAAACAGGUCUGCAUGAACACUCAAGACACCGAGCUCGAUGCUUUCUAUGAAGCCGAAACUGGCAAAAAGGAAGACGAGACAGACGGCGCAUGGCUUGAGCGUUUCUUCGCCCUGCGUCUCCCGAAAACACUCGAGGUACUGGUUCUCUGGGAUGGCCUAGCAGAUAGGCAUAUUCACUGGGAACCCAACGCAAAAGUCGGCUUCGAGAACGCAGUGAUUGGCUUAGUCACAGGACGAUAUCUCGAAGAAGGCGAGCCAAAACGGCCGCUAGAAGCUAUCUGCCUAGCAGACGUUGAACGUAAAGGUUGGCCGGUUUACGACGAAGAUUAUACGCCCCCUGAAAUCUCACCUGAGGAUAGAGAUACACCCUGGUUCACACGCGCGGUGGCUGUGGCGAGGGAACACGGUGUGGAUUUACAUACAAUGGCGAAUAGGGUGAAGAUGUUGCAUCAGCAUAGCUUCCCAAGGGGGCUGGAUAGGUGGGACUUUAGGUCUGCACCGUGGUAUGGGGAGGCGGAUGGGUGGGCUUUCGAUGUUUAUCUAGGACGGAGGGUACCGGGAGGUAGGGAGUAG